AUGUUUCCCGAACGAAAGUCUUACAGUUUAGAGAAAUUAAGUCAUAUACCGGGGCGGGGAAAAGUUGUCCAAACUCACCGAGCUCUGGAUGAUAGUAAAUUGUUAGCGGAAUUAUUAGGAAAAUUUUUGAAAAAUCUGAAAGAAAAUAAAAUUACGCAAUGGGGAAAAGUUAGAGGGCUAAUCAGAGAGGGAUUUUUUCCUAAUCGGGGUUAUAGAAUAAAAGUUUUGGCUAAUAGUCAAGAAGGAUUGCAUAAUCUUUACUGCUUGAUAACUCUUUCUCAUACCACCCGAUUAUUCAAAAAGCCCUCAGUUUUUCGUUCCGAUUUAGUUAAAUAUCGGCGUGGACUUUUAAUUGGAGCCGCCGGUGGCCGAGAAGGAGAAAUAUUUUCACUUUUUAGUUCUGCUAAUUCCGAAGAGAGAAAAAAAGAAAAAUUGCAUUUUUACGAUUAUGUAGAAACAACUGAAGAAUCAAAAAUUCCUGCGAUUGCUUCCCAUGAUGUCUAUUAUUGUCAAAUUAAGGAAAAACUUCUCAAAGAGAUUAUUGUAGCCAAUGAGGGAAUGAAUGGUAGUCGCCAUUAUCUCUACUACCAAGCAACUUUGGAAGAAGAAGAGGACCUGGUAGUAAAUAAAGUAGGGACGGUUAACGUGCAGCAACCACCGCUCAACUACUCAGCAACUGGGAGCAGUGGGAGAGAAGAAAAGGAUUUAAUCUCAGCUUAUACGCAACGAGCUAAUGAAAUUUUUGCCUAUAAAAUAGUGCAAAAAACUCAUGAAGAUGGCUAUUUAGUGGGUUCGCGAGGCUCAAUCGGUUCUUCCUUCAUUGCUUACUUGUGUGGGAUUACUGACUUAAAUCCCCUGCCUUUUUAUAAAUUUUGCCAAAAAUGUCGCUAUGUGGAACCUUAUGAAACCCAAGAUAGAAUCUAUUCCGGCUAUGAUUAUCGAGAAAAGGAAAAAUGUCCUGCUUGCUCCUCCCCAUUAAUUAUGGAAGGGCAUAAUUUACCUUUUGAAACCUUUUUUGGUUGGGAAGGAGAAAAAACUCCUGACAUUGACCUCAAUUUUUCCGGAGAAUAUCAAAAGUCGGCUCACAAUUAUGUGCGACAACUUCUUGGUGAAGACUCAGUUUACCGAAUUGGCACUAUUAAUACUUUAUCGCAGCAAACGGCCGAAAUAUUUUGGCGCGAACACCUGAAAUUACGCAAAACUCUUAACUCUGAUUUCAAUGAAGAGAA
Messenger RNA from Ambispora gerdemannii, 1229 nucleotides. The record is from the annotation of a GenBank genome assembly. NCBI's taxonomy places the organism in Eukaryota, Fungi, Glomeromycota, Glomeromycetes, Archaeosporales, Ambisporaceae.